Messenger RNA from Pneumocystis murina B123, 420 nucleotides. RefSeq lists its product as hypothetical. The record is from RefSeq and is a predicted model, not a curated record. Gene Ontology annotation, biological process: pyruvate import into mitochondria. Lineage: Eukaryota; Fungi; Ascomycota; Pneumocystomycetes; Pneumocystales; Pneumocystaceae. Gene Ontology annotation, cellular component: mitochondrial inner membrane. The transcript has 6 exons. The coding region runs from base 52 to 420 and encodes 122 amino acids.
CGGAAAACGAUACAAAAAAUUAAUAUAAGAUUAAAAAAACUCUAUAAAAACAUGAAUUCUAUUGUAGGAUCUGUUCAAUUAACAGCUUCAAAAUUUACACAAUGGUUAAAAUCACCGGAUUUUAUAAAAUAUUUGUGCAGCACUCAUUUUUGGGGACCAGUAUCUAAUUUUGGAAUACCUUUGGCAGCAGUUACAGAUUUAAAAAAAGAUCCCAAAAUCAUUUCCGGGAAAAUGACGUUAGCUUUAAUUAUAUAUUCAGCAACAUUUGCUCGUUAUGCUUGGAUGGUUAAUCCCCGUAACUAUUUGCUUCUUGGGUGUCAUAUUGUUAAUGAAACAGCACAAAUUGUUCAAGGUGUUCGAUGGUUAAAAUAUCAUAAAUUUACAUCCUCAAAUAACUCAAUUUAUCAUAAAAAACAAUAG